Molecule: messenger RNA, 1656 nt
Organism: Lasiodiplodia theobromae
Lineage: Eukaryota; Fungi; Ascomycota; Dothideomycetes; Botryosphaeriales; Botryosphaeriaceae
Product: Cation diffusion facilitator 10 Protein
Exons: 4
Coding region: 1-1656 (551 amino acids)
Biological process (GO): transmembrane transport; monoatomic cation transport
Cellular component (GO): membrane
Molecular function (GO): monoatomic cation transmembrane transporter activity
Source: RefSeq, a predicted model, not a curated record
AUGACGGAGCAGCCGGUUGGGUCGCCGCCCCAGUAUGGCCGCAUUCCUAGCUUCAAGAACUUUUUGCCGCUUUCGGAGGACGCGGUCAUGUCGACGCGUGGUCAGCACCUACCCGCCCUGCUACAACAGUCCUUGAGCUCUCGCGGCCAGGCCCAACGCCCGCCCAGCGUUCGCAGCGAAGACGCGUACACCGACAGCGGUGCUAAGGGGAGCGUCCCGCCAACCCCCGGCUAUCCCGACGACCGCAGAUCGAGCAUUGGGGGCGCGUCGGUGCUUCUGACGCCGCAAAUGCGCAGCCAGCGCCUGAUCGGAAACAGCAACCCGAGAUACAGAUGGGAACAAUACUGGAAGUCGGAAGAGGAGCUGAAGAAAUAUCCGAAGAAGAUCCGCCAGUACUAUGAGCGGAACAACGAGCUGAUCCAGCAAUAUGCCUUCAUCGACCGCCUGCUUGACUCGUCGCUUCCCCACAACCUCAUUCAGGAGUACAACACAGUGAACAUCCCCGAGACAAUCUCCGAGGAGUCCGGCACCGCGCCCCACUCCCCCUUCCUGGCCGGCCAGCAGUCCUCAGAAGACAGCACCAACUCAUCUGACGCCGUUGGCAACCGCAAGGUCAAACGCACGCCCAAGAACCUGUACAAGGUGCCCGAUGAGGAAACUUCCCCACUGCUAGGCGCACAGCACAAUGGCUAUGGCGGAAUCAGCGACGACGUGGAAGCAAACCAAUCGCGGAUGCCUGUGUACGAGCCCGAGGAGGAGAUGGACAGCCAGCACAGGAUCGUGACGAUUGCCAUCUACGUAAAUCUGGUUGCCAACACGGUGCUGCUGGCCAUGAAGAUCGUCGUGACGAUCUUGACCUCGUCGUUGUCCGUGCUUGCCAGCUUGGUCGACGCUGCGCUGGACUUUUUGAGUACCGCCAUCGUGUGGGUCACCACUCGCCUCAUCUCCCACCAGGACCGUUACUCGUACCCGAUCGGACGGAGCAAGCUGGAGCCCGUUGGCGUGCUGAUUUUCUCUGUGAUUAUGAUUACCGCCUUCUUCCAGGUGCUGCUGGAGGGUUUCCAGAGGUUCAUGGGCAAUGAACAGACCGUCGUCCGGUUGACCACGUCAGCGCUGAUUAUCAUGGCCGCCACCGUGGUCAUCAAGGGUCUUUGCUGGUUUUGGUGCCGCAUGAUCAAGAAUUCCAGCGUGCAGGCUCUUGCUCAGGAUGCCAUGACUGACGUUGUCUUCAACUUUUUCAGUAUCAUCUUUCCUCUCGUGGGCUACUACGCGCAAGUCUGGUGGAUGGACCCGCUGGGAGGUGUGCUGCUCUCUCUGUGGGUCAUCAUCAACUGGUCCGAGACGUCGGCAAACCACAUCAAGAACCUGACUGGUCGCGCCGCUUCCGCCGACGAGCGCAACAUCCUACUUUAUCUGUCGAUGCGUUUUGCCAAGACGAUCAAGCAGAUCCAGGGCCUGCAGGCCUAUCACUCUGGCGACAAGUUGAUCGUUGAGGCUGACAUUGUGGUUGACGAGAACAUCAACAUCAGAGAUGCGCACGAUCUAGGCGAGAGCUUGCAGUACGUGCUCGAGAGCGUGCCGACCGUGGACCGCGCGUUCGUGCACCUUGACUACGCUUCAUGGAACCUGCCAACGCACAUGUCGCAACACGACUAA